ACCCGAGAGAAUAAACACUAAUAAACAAACACCAAUAACUACAACUAAAGAAAUCCCCAAUACGGCUGGUCCCCGAGGGGAGAUAGACCAACACCCCCAAAUGCUCAAACUCAAGCAAAACAAUCCCACUGAGCUAUCAAAAAAACAAAAACAAGAAAAUCCAAAACAAAGAUUAAGAAAUAAAUUCAACAUAUCUACUAUUAACACAAGAUCAAUGAAAUCACAAGAAUCCUUAUUAGAAUUAGAACUAGCAUUAGAAACUGUUAAUUGGGACAUAUUAGGUGUAUGCGACGUGAGAAGAGAAGGCGAAAAAACGGAAGAACGGAACAAUUAUAUACUAUACCAUUUUAAUAAAAAGACUGGUAGAUACGGAGUAGGGUUUUUUGUUAAAAAAUAUUUAAAAAAUGAUAUAAUAGAGUUCCGAGGAAUAUCAGACAGGAUCGCCAUUUUAAAUAUAAAGCUUUCUGGUUUCAAUCAGCCCGUUUCUAUAGUUCAAAUAUAUGCUCCAACAGAGGUUACUCAGAAAGAGAUAAAGGACGAAUUCUACAAUGAGCUCAACAAAGUUAUGUCAAUGUUAAAUAAAACUGUUAUCAUAAUAGGAGACUUUAAUAGUCAAAUCGGAAAAAGAAAUAAGAAUGAAGACCAAGUAAUAGGACCAUAUUCAACUGGAAAGAGGAAUGACAACGGACAUAGACUUAUAAACUUCGCGUUAGAGAACAACCUCCACAUUAUGAAUACUUACUAUAAAAGAAAACAUAACAGAAAGUGGACAUGGAUAUCACCAGAUGGCAGGACAAGAAACGAAAUAGACUACAUCCUUACAAAUAAACCAAAAAUAUUUUUUAAUGUCGACGUCAUUAACAAAUUUAACUACAAUACAGAUCACAGAAUGCUUAGAGGACAAAUAUACCUAGUAGAACCAAAAAUACGUAGAACAAACCAUCAUAACAUAAAACCAAUAAUAUUACCAAUCAAAAAAGACAUAUUACAUCAGCUAGAGACAAAUUUAGAAACAAUAAAGAAACCAAUCGAUCUUCAAAAGAAAUACGACCAGCUUGAAAAGGAAUUAAAAAUAGCUAACAAGAUAUGUAUAACAAGCAAUGAACAAAAAGAUAAAAUAGGUCCGGAAGCCAGAAACUUGAUCGCUCAAAGGAAGUGCUUAUUAGAAAACAGGAAAAGCAACAAAGAAGAGAUAAGAAAGUUAAGCAAAGAAAUCAACUUACAA
Molecule: messenger RNA, 1225 nt
Organism: Papilio polytes (common Mormon)
Lineage: Eukaryota; Metazoa; Arthropoda; Insecta; Lepidoptera; Papilionidae
Product: craniofacial development protein 2-like
Exons: 1
Biological process (GO): chromatin remodeling
Cellular component (GO): nucleus
Molecular function (GO): catalytic activity
Source: RefSeq, a predicted model, not a curated record